This is a messenger RNA of Manihot esculenta (cassava), 1884 nucleotides long. RefSeq lists its product as uncharacterized. NCBI's taxonomy places the organism in Eukaryota, Viridiplantae, Streptophyta, Magnoliopsida, Malpighiales, Euphorbiaceae. The record is from RefSeq and is a predicted model, not a curated record. The coding region runs from base 665 to 1552 and encodes 295 amino acids. The transcript has 2 exons. Gene Ontology annotation, cellular component: cytosol. Gene Ontology annotation, biological process: response to desiccation.
GUGCUAUUUUCCUACUCUUCUCCUUCACACUCCACACUCUCUACCCAGUUCAUCUUCUUCCAUUGCUUAAGCUUUUUAGGUGUAAUUCUCAUCAGAUUUGCAAUACUAAAUCUAUGUUGAAUGCUUUUGUUUGCAAUCUUCAAUUUGAUUUUCUGUUUUUUCGCUUCUUUUUCUUCCCCAAUGUCCCCCUUUUUUGCUGAUUAAUUCGGUGCAUUUUGAGCGAUGCUCACUUAUUUUGAAUUUUCUUGUUCUUACGCAUGAUUUUGAUUUAGUAAUUUCUACUUCAAAUUAAAAAGUUUUUGUUUCGGAGAUCUCGAAGCGUAUUAGAGAAAACGCCAUGGUGUUUUAGUUUAUUUGUGAGAUGUGUGCUUGUUUGCAUCUCGAGUGUGAAUCUUCAUGCGUCGUUUCGAAUUUGAAUCCCUCAGUUUUCAUUUGGGUCUGAUUUGUUUGCUUGAUUUUCUAUUAUUUUCCCACUACAUGUCAUGGGAGGGAAAUUAUCCCUCCAUUUCUGUAUAGGCAGCAGCUGCUAGCUAUGCAUCUUCCAUUUCAGUGAUUAGGCUUUCCACAUGGGAAGAGUUUGCUUUAAUUUCUUUAGAUUACUGGUCAUGAGCACAUUUCCUUCAUUUUAUUUCAUUAUGCAAUUCUAGUUGUCAUUUUCUCUAACAUGUUGAAUCUAUUGCUACAAGGUAUGGCAUCAUCUUCUGAUGACAGGCAAGAAGAGAGCGGUGGAUUUUUUGGCAACAUAAAGAAAUUCCUUGAUUUCAUUUUCAAAAUAAUUGAUAAAGUUUUCAAGAUCAUGCCAAUUGCGUCUGUUACAGGGAUUCAUAUCCCUUCACUCAGUCUAGAGAAGUUAGAUCUUUCUGCUGAUGUGCUUAUUAAGAACCGAAGCCCUCUUUCAAUCCCUCUUGUUGCGAGCGACUACUUAGUUGAGAGUGAUGGAAACAAACUUAUUUCUGGGGAAAUAUCAGAUGUCGGAAAUAUUGAGGCACGUAGCGAGAAGACUGUCACAGUAGAAGUAUGUUUCAUUUUUGAAGAAAUAAGAAACAUUGGUUUAGAAAUUAGGCCUGGAAGUGUCAUUCCUUUCAGGAUUAAGGUUGAUCUCAAUGUACAUGUUCCUAUAUUUGGAAAGCUAACUCUGCCCCUUGAGGAAACUGGAAAUAUUCCAAUACCUGACAGGCCUGAUAUUGAUCUUGAGAAAAUACAAAUUACGGAGUUUUCCUUUGAAGAAACUGUUUCUGUGUUUCAUUUGAAGUUAGAAAACAAGAAUGAGUUUGAAAUGGGCCUCAAAGGAUUAGAGUAUGAGAUUUGGCUAUGUGAAAUAAGCAUAGGGGGUGCACAAAUAGAACAAUCUGCAGAUGUUGGCCAUAAAGGAGUUACCCUAAUUGAAAUUCCCAUAACCUUCAGGCCUAAGGAUUUUGGACAAGCAAUUUGGGAAGCGAUUACGGAACACAGCAUUAAUUACGCUAUUAAAGGACAUGUUGAUGUGGAUACACCUUUUGGAACAAUGAAGUUGCCCAUAGACAAGGAGGGUGGUGCACCCAUUCAUAAGUAGAGAACAGUGGCUUAAAGAGUGUUGUAUCCUAGAAGCUGCUGUUAAAUCAUUGGAAGAGGUUCUGUACAAUAAUGUAUUCAUGGGCUCUCGAGGUAUUGGGCGUGAGAUAUAAAUAUACGUGUCAAGCGAAUAAGUUGUUUUCAAACUCUAAAUUAAUGCUUAUAUUAUAUUUUAUUACUCUGUCUGUGAACUCAUCAUGUGUGAGUAAUAAACUACGCGCUAUUCUCUAAAUCCAUGCAUGCACUUUUUAAUUUUUUUUUUUCAUAUUUUUGUUACGUCCUGUGGAUGGGAAAUAAAGAGAAUUGCUGAUUUGAUUUGUUAAUAUGUGCUAA